CCUGAACUUCCUAUAAAAACUCUUAACCCCGUUGCUCUUGUUCACCACCAAAGCAGCAAACUCUCUUUGAUUCUCCUUUCAAAAACAACACAAAAGAUUAGUCUCAAGCAACCAAAAACAAGAGAUAUGAAGAACGAAUCUACAUUCAUCGAUGUUCCUGCAGAGUCCAGCUCAGCAAUGAAAGGAAAAUCUCCUCUAAUCGGUGUAGCUAAAGACCACACUACUGGUGGAUACAAUAGAGGUCUCUCAAUCUUCGACUUCCUCCUCCGUUUAGCUGCCAUUGUUGCAGCAUCAGUGGCCGCUGGAACGAUGUUUACUAGCGACGAGACUCUUCCUUUCUUUACACAGUUCUUACAGUUCGAAGCUGGCUACGACGAUCUACCAACUUUCCAGUUCUUUGUGAUUGCCAUGUCCAUGGUUGCAGGAUACAUCGUCCUCUCACUUCCUAUCUCCGUAGUCACCAUCGUUCGCCCUCUCGCCGCCGCUCCAAGACUCCUCUUGCUCGUUCUUGACACUGCGAUUAUGGGGUUGACCAUGGCGGCUGCAUCAUCGGCGGCAGCGAUAUCUUAUGUAGCACACAAUGGAAACCAGAACACGAACUGGCUUCCCAUUUGCCAGCAGUUUGGUGACUUCUGUCAGAAAACCAGCGGAGCUGUUGUCUCCUCCUUUGUCGCCGUUGUAUUCUUCAUGAUCUUGGUCGUUCUCUCCGGCGUCGCUCUCAAGAGGCGCUAAUCAAUACUCUUAUAAAUGUUGUUACCAUUAUUGUAAAACCAUUGUCACGUGUGUGUAUAUUAUUCAUCCUUGUUUAUGUUUGUAUUAAUAUUUUCUGAAAGUGUGAUUGUAGCUCUGCUUUUGUGAAAAAAAAAAAACUAAAUGAUUUUCUCAAAUUUAA
Messenger RNA from Brassica rapa (field mustard), 892 nucleotides. Its product is annotated as casparian strip membrane protein 2. Lineage: Eukaryota; Viridiplantae; Streptophyta; Magnoliopsida; Brassicales; Brassicaceae. The record is from RefSeq and is a predicted model, not a curated record.